AUGAAGAUCAAGUUGUUUGACCUUGCGCUACGGACUGUAGCCAUUUGGGCUCUUGCCUGCUGCGGCUGCUGCCCGCUAGCUACUAGACCGCUUGUUUCCAGGCUUCUUGCCGGCCUCCCCGUCAUGAUGGCACUGUUGUGGAUCAUGCUUGCCCUGAGUGCCUGUGACUCCUUUGCAGAGCUUUGCAGUGGUGAUGGCAUGCCUUCGCAAGGAGACCAUUGCUUUUCAGGCAGCUCGGCGGCGGUGCGGUUGAGGAUGGCAGGCCAGGCCAAGGGCACAGUCGACACAAAGUUCGUGCAGGCCCUGGAUCAAGCCGAGUGCCAUGGGCUGACUUUCGAUGUGAAGGGCGCUGGGAUUGCUGGUAAUGUGGGCCAGUGUCCACUGCUUGCCAAGUACGAGGCAAAGUACUGCUCGAACCAGGACAAGCUCGUGGUGAAUUUCACGGAGGCCAACCAGAGUGGAGUUUUGAACUUCACAGGAGCCGUCCUUGGCAUUGACAUGAAGCGGGGCAACUGCAGCGUGCUGUUCCGCAAUGUGACCCGAGCAGACGCAAACGAAACUGGCAAGGCAGAGCCAGCGAGCAGCAAGAGCGGCCCGAGCCUGCGGGGUCAAAAAGCCAAGACCGCUUCUGGUCGGGUUUGCUGCGAUGACUUUUCCAUGCCGAAGCCCUCGCCGUCCUUUGCUGACGCGAUGCAGGCAAAGGAGAGGUGCAAGCAGGCUUAUGGACUGUGCUCCCACCAGUACAUCCACUACCAUAUUGACAAUACGCACGCGCUCCACUGCUUUGGCCGCCACUGCUGGGGUGAUUGA
Symbiodinium necroappetens is the source of this 810-nucleotide messenger RNA. NCBI's taxonomy places the organism in Eukaryota, Dinophyceae, Suessiales, Symbiodiniaceae. The record is from the annotation of a GenBank genome assembly.